AUCCUCCGACUCUCCACGAUUUGCAGGCAUCGCCAUCCCCAGCGUCCCUCCUCCCUCUGCCGCCAGUCCCCGCGCCUGACCGGCCGACGCUACGACACAAGCCACCGAGGCGCGCGCGCGGUUUGGUUGCGUUGCUGGAAGCUGAAUGACGGGCGGCCGGUUCGACUUCGACGAUGGCGGAACGUACUGCGGAGGCUGGGCGGACGGCAAAGCCCACGGCCACGGCGUCUGCACCGGCCCCAAGGGCCAGGGCGAGUACUCGGGCUCGUGGCGCAACGGCUUUGAGGCGGUCGGCGUUUACACGUGGCCCAGCGGCAACACGUACCAGGGCCACUGGGCGCAGGGCAAGAGGCACGGACUCGGUGUGGAGGCCAAGGGCCGGUGGCUUUACCGGGGAGAGUGGAGCCACGGGCUGAAGGGGCGCUACGGCGUGCGCCAGAGCCUCAACACCUCCGCCAGGUAUGAGGGCACGUGGAGUAACGGGUUACAGGACGGCUACGGAGUCGAGACCUACGGGGACGGGGGUACGUUUCAGGGACAGUGGAUGGGUGGGAUGCGUCAUGGUUACGGCGUGAGACAGAGUGUCCCCUAUGGCAUGGCUGCAGUGAUCCGCUCUCCGCUGCGCACCUCCCUCGCGUCCCUGCGCAGCGAGCAGAGCAACGGCUCUGUCCUGAACGAACGCUCCUCAGAAAGUCCUGCAGGGACUCGCGGGGGCUUCGUGCUCAAUGUGCACAGUGAUGGCGAGCUCAGCUCAGGCAGGAAGAAGGGUCUGUUCCGGCGUGGCUCUCUUUUCGGCAGCUUGAGGCAGCUGAGAAAGUCAGACUCGCGUUCGUCUAUCUCGAGUAAGCGCAGCUCGGCACGAAGCGACGCCGCCAUGAGCCGCAUCAGCUCCAGUGACGCCAACUCCACGCUCAGCUUCGGAGAGGAUGAUGACAACGCCCUGACCGAAGACAACGUGGACGCCACCACCACCGAGUCAUACACUGGCGAGUGGAAGAACGACAAGCGCAGCGGCCGGUAUGUGGCGCUCCAGCGGCAUGAAAUGCGGUGGUGGUCCAACAACAAGCGACACGGAUACGGAUGCACCGUGUUCCCCGACGGCACCCGCGAGGAGGGCAAGUACAAGAACAACGUGCUCGUCAGGGGCAUCAAGAAGCAGCUCAUUCCGCUGAAGAACGCCAAGACCAAACAGAAGGUGGAGCGUGCUGUGGAAGGGGCGAUCAGGGCGGCCGCCAUCGCCAGGACGAAAGUGGAGAUCGCCACCUCCAGAACUGCUCAUGCCAGAGCUAAAGCAGAAGCUGCAGACCAGGCAGCACUCGCAGCGUGCCAGGACUCAGAAGUAGCUCGUGCUGUGGCCAGAGAGCUUUCACCUGCCUUCCGUCAGCCAGGCCCUGAUUACAUCAAGCAAAAGUUCUCCAGUGAACCGAUCGAGAUCAAAGAAGUCAUUGAAGAGAAAAAGGAGAAAACCCCCUCAGGAAGUCCUCAUUUCUAUCGCAAGGGCACUACGCCCACCCAAACCCCCACCCACAGCCCGGGUCCGACUCCGCCCCCACCCCCGACCAACAAGAAGAAGUCCUUCUUUAACCGGAGCGCACCGAAAUCUACCAAAGAGAGCGUUGUGGAGAGUCUAGCGGCCAGCGUUGUCCCCAAAACCACCCCCAGGGUUCCGGCCAAACAGGAAGUCAAGCAAGAAACGGUUUCUUCUUCUUCCUUUGCCCUGUAUAAAUCCUUGGUGCCGGUCGCCAACUCCUCGAGUCCCGGGAAUGGCGAGGUCCAUUCGCAGUACCACAGCUACUUUGUCAAGGCUGAAGUGUCCCUUCCACCUGAGGAGACGGAGGAGGAGGAAAAGCAAGAAAGUCCAACUGCCCUUGUAAGGGCACCACUUCCUGUCAAGCAAUAUCGUGCCCCUACACCCUCUCUGCCCCUCGCCAAGCUCGCCCCAAGUAAAGACGUCAAACCAGAGCCCAAGCUGAAAAAACAGGAUUCUCUGAAGCCAAAGAGUUUCUCAGAAACCAAGAAAGCAAGCAUUGAGAUAACCACGGACGUGGUAGAGGAAGAAUCAGGUCCUAACUCUAUACUGGUGGCUUUAGUGAUGCUGAUAAACAUCGGGUUAGCGAUUAUUUUUGUCCACUUCUUGACUUGAUGCAUCAUCAAACUCAGUGAGUUCUUCAGGACGUGCGGCGUAGGCCCCGUGAUUCUUAGCGGUUGUAUGGACGGCCUUUAGAACACGCCGCUCAGACACAGACACAGGCAGAAGAUGACUGGACGACUGGAAUUAAGAGCAAGAAAAAAGGUGGAAAUAAAAAAUAACGCAGAGUCCCGUAGCCAAGCCCAACCAGGUCCUCCGCCACCCCGUCACCCCGCCCCCAAACUCCCUGCCCCCCAAACUCCCUGCCCCCCAAACUCCCUGCCCCCCAUCCUGACCGUGAUUUACAACUCGCUUGGGCUCUGUGAAAGCUGAAGCAAGCACAGUCGGUGGUAAAAGGGGGUGGGGAGGAUAAAAAUAAAAAAAUGUGCUGAGCCAAGCCAUACCCAGUGUGAAGUGCAUGGACGGCCUGUUGGAGUGUGUGUGUGUGUCGGUGUGUAUGUCGGUGUGUGUGUCGGUGAGGAGGGGGAUAACUGGAUACGUUUGGCGAUGCACUUUUAUUUGACGGAAGCAAACAGCUGCCUUACAAUUUUACCCUCUGACGAUGUCGAGGGGGGGGAUGUGUGUGUGUGUGUGUGUGUGUGUGUGUGUGUGUGUGUGUGUGUGUGUCUUCAUUUUGAUCUAAACACCGUGCCCAUUUAAAAAAAGCCGGCACUUGCCAGUCUUAUUGCGUUACCCGUCUGAAGCCGUGUCUCACCGCACCUGCUGGUGUUUGUAGGAGAUUAGCGAAAGCCACGCCCGGGUGUGGUACAAAUUUAACAACUUGACCUUCUUUCUUUUUGUGUGUUUUUCUUUUUUUCAAGUUAAAUACAAAAAAAUACCAAAAAAAAAAAAAAAAAAGCUUUUUCGCCCCCUCGAUUGAAUCGUUUAACGGCUAAUGUGAAAUUUCAGUUCUGAUCAGCGUGACUAGAUUAGCCAAAGAUCCGAGGUGAAGAUUUUUGGGCAGUGACGCGAGCAGCUGCGGCGUCGACGCUCCGGUUUGUAAAAUAAGAACGCUGCGGUUGUGAUGCGUGGGUGUUUGAUGUAAAGUAGCUACAGGAUUGUUAUGCAUGGUGUUUAACGGUUUUAAUUAGUUAUUUAUUUAUUCUUUUUCAUUUUAAUAACUGGUUAUUGCACUGGAUUUUUGCACACGUAGUGGUGUGGAGCUUGAGACCGUUCUUCUUCUCCUCAUCAUCAUCAUCAUCAUUAUCAGCAUCCUUCACCCCUCCCACCCCACCCCCCCACCCCUCAUGUAAGACCCGUUGUGGUGUUGAAUGAAUUCAGGACGAGCGAGUGAAUGUAGUCAGAUGCCUUAAAGGAUUUUUUAAACACACAGUGUUAGAGUUUACCUCGGGGGUUGGGGUGGGA
Molecule: messenger RNA, 3493 nt
Organism: Silurus meridionalis
Lineage: Eukaryota; Metazoa; Chordata; Actinopteri; Siluriformes; Siluridae
Gene: jph1b
Product: junctophilin 1b
Cellular component (GO): junctional membrane complex; sarcoplasmic reticulum; endoplasmic reticulum membrane
Source: RefSeq, a predicted model, not a curated record